Dermacentor silvarum is the source of this 3467-nucleotide messenger RNA. It is a transcript of the gene Clk, whose product is annotated as circadian locomoter output cycles protein kaput. Gene Ontology annotation, molecular function: protein dimerization activity; DNA-binding transcription factor activity, RNA polymerase II-specific; RNA polymerase II cis-regulatory region sequence-specific DNA binding. Gene Ontology annotation, biological process: regulation of transcription by RNA polymerase II; circadian regulation of gene expression. Gene Ontology annotation, cellular component: CLOCK-BMAL transcription complex; cytoplasm; nucleus. The transcript is spliced from 13 exons. Bases 28 to 2205 code for a protein of 725 amino acids. Lineage: Eukaryota; Metazoa; Arthropoda; Arachnida; Ixodida; Ixodidae. The record is from RefSeq and is a predicted model, not a curated record.
GAAAAGAAGCGGCGUGACCAGUUCAACAUGCUCAUCAAUGAGCUCUGCUCCAUGGUCUCCACGAGUUCCAGAAAGAUGGACAAAUCCACUGUGCUCCGCGCCACCAUCGCUUUUCUCCGAGCACACAACGAUGUGUCCGUACAAAACCAGGAUCAAGAAAGUCAGGAAAACUGGAAGCCCUCGUUUCUGUCGAACGAGGAGUUCACACACCUAAUGCUCGAGUCACUCGAGGGCUUCUUACUCGUACUGUCGCUCAGCGGUCAAAUACUGUACACGUCGGAGAGCGUGGCAUCUCUACUUGGCUACCUGCCCCAUGAACUACACAAUAUUUUUAUCCUGGACAUUCUGCACGAAAGCGACCACGGUGCCAUGUGCGAACUGCUCAGUUCUGCAUCUUCACAAGGAGCUGGCAUAAUGCAUCAAGACGGCACGCAGGAAACGUACGUAAGUGUGGAUCUUUAUAUGAAAAGAGGGAGCCUUGGUUCAACAGACUCAAGUGUGAUAUACGAACCCAUGAAUCUCAAAGGAACAUUCCUAACUGCGGUGGGAGAAGGCUUUCCUCUGGGCGGCUUGGAGUACGACUCGAACAGCUGUAGCAGCGCUUGCUCUCCCAACACGGGUUCGGCCGAGCAGCAAGCGCCCUGCCUGGUGGCCAUGGUACGCCUGCAGACGCCGCAGCUCAUGCACGAGCUCAUCCUUUGCGACGGCUCGAGGAACGAGUUCAGCUCGCGACACAGCCUCGAGUGGAAGUUCCUCUUCCUGGACCACAGAGCACCUCCCAUAAUCGGGUACCUGCCGUUCGAGGUUCUGGGAACUUCCGGGUACGACUACUACCACGUGGAGGACCUCGAGAAAGUUGCGGCGGGUCAAGAGGCCUUGAUGCAGACGGGCGAAGGCACGUCCUGCCACUACCGCUUCCUGACCAAGGGCCAGCAGUGGAUCUGGUUGCAGACGCGCUACUACAUCACCUACCACCAGUGGAGCUCCAAGCCGGAAUUUGUCGUAUGCACCAACACCGUCAUGAGCUACGAUGAGGACCUGACGCACAGCAAGGCGGCGCCAACCAGCGGAGUAUCUGCGUCGUACUCGCGGACGUCAGUGCAGACCCGCACGUCUUACCAGAGCUCGCGGGUCUCCUCGGCGCCUUCGGUCAGCUCCAGAGACAGCCUGUCUCCCAACCUGUCCGAGAAGUCCGGAUGCGCCGGUGGGGUGCUGCGGGAAGAGCGUGGCAGCAGCGCCGGAAGCUGCGGCAACCAGCUGUCGCUGCCGUUCACCGAGGCGUGCACGAUAACGCGCGAGUCCCCGACGAUGGCACGACUCGUGUCGCUCGCCUCGGAGCCGACCUCGUCGUCGUCGCCGCUGCACCACGAGCCGAUGGACCAGCGGCCGCCUUACCAGACCACCACGGCGUGCCAUGCGCCGCUAAUCACGCUCACCACGCUGCAGCCCAUCGCAGCCACCUUUGCCGGGUCCGGCCAGGGCGGCACGGCGGCGGCUGCGGCGGUGCAGGAACGGCCACGACAGGUGCUGCAACCGGGGAGCUUCUCGGCAUGCCUGGAGAACGACUUGCAGAUCAGCACGAGACCCAUGCACUCACAGCCGCAGGGGCAGAUGUCGCCACGGCCGCAACAGCAAUCGGCCGGUGGACAACAGCAGCAGCCGCAGCAGGACCAUUUCCAGGAUUACCUUCGGCGCAGGCACCAGGCGCUGCAGCAACAGAUCCUCAGGCAGCAGGAGGAACUGCGCCGGGUCUCCGAGCAGCUGAUGCUCGUGCACUUCAUCAACCCCAACCUGGCGGCCACUGUGACGAGCGCCAACGCUCCCCUUUACACGCUGUCCCUGCCGACGACGACCCUGUCGGUGCCAACGUCGACGAUCGCAGGCCCGACGGGCGCGUUGACGCCGGCACCCUAUUUGCUGGCCACGGCUCCCACCGGCUGUAUGGACAACUCCUCCCGGAGGGACUCGAUGCAGCAAACGCAGAGUCAGCAGCUGCAGCACCAACAACAGUCGCUGCAAGAGCAACAGCAGCAACAGCAGCAGGACCGCCAAAGCUCGGGCUUCUUGGGAACCGUUCCUCAGGGAUAUGUUGCUCCGGUGUACCCGCUCCAGCUGCCCACGGACCAAAUGAUAUUCACUUCGAACUUUAACGCCUCGUCGAACAUAUACAUGGACACCAGUGGCACCGGUAGCGGCGAGCACUAACGACACGUUGCUUCGUGGGGACACUUGAAAACAGGAGCAUUCUCGGUGCUUCAUUGAAGAGUUGUGUAAUGAAAUAACGCUGCAAUUGGUCUUGUAUUUCAGCAGACUACGGAGAACUGCCUUUCAUCGUUCACUGCAUGCAGCAAAUAGGUCUGGUACCUGCAAGUAAUGCAUGUCGGAACGAAAUACGAGACCGUGCAAUGAUAUGCCCAGUAUAGGCCGAAGCUGACUUCGAAAUAGCAAUGAAAGUUUGCACUUUCACUAUUUUUCAAUUUAGAUAUGCCGGUAUUAGCCAUAAAACCUUGCGUCACGCUUUCCUUUCGCGCGUACAAGACCUAAAAUGUAGAUAUUAUUGCUUUCUUUCGCAGUAAUCCCCAUUAUGUCAUCUGGAUGAUUUUCUGUUUCCUGAGUCGUCCUUCGCCGGCUACUAUCAAACGAAUAAAUUGGUACCAGUGCCGUCGCUGUAGACAUGUUUGCACGUUUUCAAAGCGCUUCAAGCUGUCGAUCUAAGCUGUGUCUACUCUACCACAUGCUCUAGACGUCAUCAAAACGCUUAAUACGUAUAGUCGAUUUCCUUUAAUUCGACGUUGGCCUAUUCAUCUGUUCGAAUAAUUUGGCCAUUCUUGAAAGUACCGAACUAUAUGCUCACAUUUUUCUACGAAGGAAAAAGCUGGUUAGUCCAAGCUGAACGUGCCGAACUUUGGACAUUUCUAAGUAGAAAAAAUUGAAAACGCGCAGGUAAUUAGUGUUUUUACGACCAUGCUUAAGUUGCUGAACGCUGUUUAAAUAGUGGCAUAUGCGUCUUCAACGCUCCAGGCCCGCUGGCUCGACACGCACAAUAUGAAAAGAAAUCUAGUAGAGCUGCUAGGUCAUCUGUUAUAGCGCUUCCGUUGCAGUGCUUAGACUCGUUUUAAUACCAGCACUGAGGACACGAAAAGCUCUUGAGUCUAAGCAAUCUAAUUUCGCUUUCAUUGUAAUGUUGCUGUACUUGUCCAUUUAAUAAAGCAAAACUUUCGUUUCACCUCAAACGAAUAUUCCCCGAAGUACACAAAGAUGACACAUGCAAGAUAUGCAAACAGGAAACAGCUACACUCAAACACAUGCUAUGGGAAUGUAACGCCCAACACAAAAACGAAUUAAACUCCGAGACCCUAUCGCUGAGGUGGGCCGCCACUCUGCGCAGCUCCGACCUCGGCGAUCAACUCUGGGCUGUCCAGCAGGCCCGUGAGGCGGCGCUGAGACAAGAUCUCGACGUCCCGUCG